AUUUUGUAAGAUAGCUAAUGUACACAAUUCGACAGCAGAUGUAAUUUUCUAUCUAUAAUGUUUUGCUUAGCUUUUAAUUUUUAAAAGAAAAAGUAAAUAAGGCACUGAACGCAAAACCGAGGACAGUCUAAGUUGCAUGAACGUCAAACGUCCCACAAUUAACUUUUGAUUACAAUCGUGCAGUUGUAGUUAUUGAAUACAUUUCUUUAUCUAAUAAAUACUUCCUAUAACUUUUAUAAGUGCGUAUAAUAUAAUCUUUAUUUUAAUUUUUAAAAGGAUGUUUAAAAACAUAUUUACAAUAAUUCUUCUAGUGUACGUUUGUAUCACUCAUGGAGAUUGCAAUUGUCCUAAAAUUAUUAAGCGGAAUCAAUGGAGUACUACAGACUCAAAGAGUGUGAAUUAUUUAGUUAUUCCCCUUCCUUAUGUCAUAAUUCACCAUACAGUUACCCCGGAAUGUAGUACAAAAGCUGAGUGCACUUCUAGAGUCGAAAGUAUUCGUUCUUAUCACAUGGAUGUCCUUGGAUGGCAUGACAUCGGAUACUCAUUUGUAAUCGGUGGUGACGGAAAUAUUUAUGAAGGUACGGGCUGGAAUCGCGAAGGAGCUCAUACGUACGGAUAUAAUAAAAAAUCCGUCGGAAUCGCUUUCAUAGGAAAUUAUCAAGAUAAACAGGCAAGUCAGAAAAUGUUGAACGCGGCACAUCAAUUAAUCGCUUGCGGAAAAUCACAAGGAGUGCUUCGAGAUGAUGUUCGCGUACUCGGAGGCAGACAAGUUGAAAAACGAACUGUGCCUGAAGAGUACUGGAAUGUAACCUGCCUACCUUGAAAAGUGAUGCGUAUGCGCUUAAUAUAUUGACCCUAACUUUCUUUGUGACGAAUUUGAAAAAAAAAAACUAUUUUGACUCAUUCGUGCGCUUGAGUGCAUCCUUUGUCAACAUUGUCUCAAUUGAACGUUUUUGUUAUCUAACGCUUGAAAUACCUAUAGCUUAAAAUGUAAUAUGCAUGCUA
Messenger RNA from Megachile rotundata (alfalfa leafcutting bee), 1005 nucleotides. RefSeq names its product peptidoglycan recognition protein S3 (gene PGRP-S3). Lineage: Eukaryota; Metazoa; Arthropoda; Insecta; Hymenoptera; Megachilidae. The record is from RefSeq and is a predicted model, not a curated record. Gene Ontology annotation, molecular function: zinc ion binding; N-acetylmuramoyl-L-alanine amidase activity; peptidoglycan binding. Gene Ontology annotation, biological process: peptidoglycan catabolic process; innate immune response.